AGAGAGUCUGAAACAAAUGAAAAACAUCGUUGAACAGCAACAGCAACAACAUGAUGGAAGGUGAGAAAAUGAAAAUAUUAGAUGGAGGUACAGGAACAUUACUUGUACGGAUGGGAUUUACAGAAGUAAAUGAAGAUUCACUGUUUAGUGCCAAACUGAUCUCCACAAACCCAGAGGCCAUCAAAGAAUGCCAUAAAAGAUUUUACCUUGCUGGUUCUGAUGUUGUUGUAACAGCAACAUAUCAAGCAAGUGUUGAGGGCUUCCAGAAACAUCUCAAGAUUACUGAAGAGGAGGCCAAAAACCUGAUGAAGAUUGGGGUGAAUUUAGCAAAACAAGCUCGGUGUGAAGUUCAAAAGGAAAACCCAGAUCUGAAACAUUUGCUGGUCGCUGGCUCAGUUGGUCCCUAUGGUGCCUGUCUCCAUGAUGGAUCGGAGUAUACUGGGAAAUACAUGAAUACAGUGAAGAUCAAUGAACUAAAGUCUUGGCACAAAUCUCGAAUAGAUUUGUUGAUGGAAGCAGGUGUGGAUAUGCUAGCUGUGGAGACCUUUCCAUCUCUCAAAGAAGCUCUUGUUGUCCUAGACAUUAUGAAUGAAAUUCCACAUUGUCGUGGAUGGGUGACAUUUUCUUGCAAGGAUGGAAAGCAGACAUGUGGUGGAGAUAAUUUCUGUGAUGCAAUAAAACAGGUUAUGUCUUCAAGCUGUGUGAUAGCUGCAGGAGUUAACUGUACAAGUCCUGAAUACAUUAGUGAUCUAUUAGACAGCAUCAAGACCAUACCGUUGACCAAACCGGUCAUUGUUAAGCCAAACAGUGGUGAAACAUGGAAUGUUACACACGGGUGGCAUGGUGGUGUCAAAAGUAUCAAUGAGUACAGUAAGGAAUGGUUAAAUAGUGGUGCCAGUUGGAUCGGAGGUUGCUGCCGUGUAUAUCCAGAGGAUAUUUCCAAACUGAAGUCCACAAUAUCAAACUACUUUAUUUGAACAAUCAAACACAACCACAAAGAGAUUACUUCUUUCCAACUAUUAUUUGUAUCUUAACCCUUGUUCUCCUCCCUCAAAAACAAAAAAACAAAUGAUUUCUUUUUGUAUAUCUGAGGAGUUUUAUAUUUAAAGAAAUAAAAUUAUUAAAAAUUACUAUUUGUAAAUCUCACAAUUUGAAAUAUUCAGCAACAGUACUUUGGAGUAAAGAAUGUUUGCCAACAUAACAUGGCAAUCCUGGUUUAGGACGAAUGUUGCUGUAAUUUAGCCCCAGGAGACAUCAUCUGCAGCUGGCUAUACGACACGAUCUGUGUCCUUAUAUUUUCGAUCAAGGGAAUCUAGCACCCCCACUCAGCUCAAAACAAUAUCUGUGUAUCGCGAUUUCCGGGUUAUUUGUUUGAAAAUAUAAGGACACAGAUCGUGUUGUAUAGCCAGCUCGAGAUGAUGUCUCCUGGGGCUAAAUUACAGCAACAUUCGUCCUAAACCAGGACUGCCAUGUUAUGCUGGCAAAUAAUCUUUAAUCCAAUAAAAUUAUUGUUGAAUGUUUUUUUUUUUUUCACCUUUUUGCAAAAUGAAAACAAAAAAAUCUGAAGUCAUUAAAUUAAUGCUAAAAAAUUUUUUUAACAAGUUUCGAGGUAAAUAAAUAACAAUUUUACUAAGAAUUUUUUUAUUUACAAUUUACAAAGAAAUUUGAUAUAAAAAAAUUUAUUAUAUUU
This is a messenger RNA of Octopus bimaculoides (California two-spot octopus), 1690 nucleotides long. Its product is annotated as betaine-homocysteine S-methyltransferase. Gene Ontology annotation, biological process: S-methylmethionine cycle. The record is from RefSeq and is a predicted model, not a curated record. NCBI's taxonomy places the organism in Eukaryota, Metazoa, Mollusca, Cephalopoda, Octopoda, Octopodidae. Gene Ontology annotation, molecular function: S-adenosylmethionine-homocysteine S-methyltransferase activity; zinc ion binding.